AUGACGUAUUACGAUCCAUAUGAUAAUGAUGAAGUUCGAAUGGAAAACAGGCCUGGUCAUAUUCCAGAAUGUCAAUUUAGAGAGCUCCUCAAAUAUUGGAAGUCUGAAAAAUUCAAGAAAAUGUCUGAAACAAAUACUAAGAAUCGAAAAAAGCUGAUGAAUCCACACACUGCUGGCAAAAAGAGUUUCGCUUUAGUUCGUAAUAAGCUGGAGAAAGAAAAGGAGACAGUAUCAUCUAAGGAUCUCUUUGUGGUUACAAGAACAAGAAAAUUCGGGCGUUUGUACAAGGCUUCG
Messenger RNA from Solanum stenotomum, 294 nucleotides. RefSeq lists its product as uncharacterized. The annotation marks the transcript as partial. NCBI's taxonomy places the organism in Eukaryota, Viridiplantae, Streptophyta, Magnoliopsida, Solanales, Solanaceae. The transcript is spliced from 3 exons. The record is from RefSeq and is a predicted model, not a curated record.